Closterium sp. Yama58-4 is the source of this 1452-nucleotide messenger RNA. Lineage: Eukaryota; Viridiplantae; Streptophyta; Zygnematophyceae; Desmidiales; Closteriaceae. The record is from the annotation of a GenBank genome assembly.
AUGUUCAGCGGGCAGGCGAUGGGGUCGGGGGCCAUAAUCCGCGCAGACGGGCUCAUUCUCACCAACGCGCACGUCGUGGCCGAGAUGGUCGACCCCUCCGCCUCCUCCGCGCCCUACUGGAGCUCCCGCGCCACGGUGAGGGUCGCUGGGCGGGGGGCGCUGGGUGAGGGUCGCUGGGCGGGGGGCGCUGGGCGGGGGGCGCUGGGCGGGGGGCGCUGGGCGGGUGGCGCUGGCUGGGGGCUCUGGGUGGGGGGCGCUGGGUGGGGCGGGGCUUGCCCGUGCCCCUACUUGAGCCUGGUCCCUCGUCCCCAUUCACCUCUGCUUGUGGUGGCAUGUGAACUGCCGCACGUGCCAACUGCUGUCUGCCCUGCCCCUCUGCUCGCCCUCAUAAUAACAGCUGCAGCUUCUCUUAUGCUAACCCCAUCACUCUCUACCACCAACCACGCUAUCAUCACGGUACUGCUCCCCAUCAAAAUAGGAGCGCAGCACUCACCGAGCGUGUGGCUGUCCACCCCUGCUCUCUGCCGCCCCACCCUCUUUGCUGCAUCAGGUGUCGGCCCCCUCACCGCUGCCGGUGGUGAAGCUAGGGUCGUCCAAGGCGCUGCGCCCGGGGGACUGGGUGGUGGCGCUGGGAUCGCCGCUGCACCUCUCCAACACCGUCACUGCCGGCAUCGUCAGGGGAACAGCGGGGGGCCGCUGGUGAAUCUGGACGGGGAGGUGGUGGGCAUCAACAACAUGAAGGCGCUGGCAGCCGAUGGGGUCAGCUUCGCCAUUCCCAUCGACUCCGCCGUUCACAUCCUCGACCAGCUCUCCCGCCACGGAGGCGUUAAGGGGCAUGGGGGCACAGCAGCCGAUGGAGUGAGGUUUGCCAUCGCAAUCAACUCCGCCUGCACAUCCUCCACCAGCUCUUCCGCCAUGGAUGAGUGGGACCUAAUCAACAGAGGGAGGUUAGAGAUUGGCAUUGGAGGAGAACAGAGGGGGAAGGAGGCAUGGGUGCACAGUAACGAAGGAGGCAUGGGGGCACAGAAUUCAUCAGACAAGGUCAGCUUUUCCUCUUCUGCCUCUUGUCUUACGUCUCAACCCUUUUCCGCCAACCCCCUCGCCUCACCCCUCAUGUGCAGGAGAGUGGUGAGGCCAUUCAUGGGCAUCAAGAUGUUGGAGCUGAACGCGUCCAUUGCAGCACAGCUGAGGGACAGAGACCCCUCCUUCCCCCCGGUUGAUGCCGGCAUUCUCGUCCCCCAGGUCAUUCCUGGCUCGCCUGCAGCAAGGGGUGGGCUGCAGCCGGGGGAUGUGAUAGUGGAGUUUGCUGGGCAGCCAGUGACGUCCUCCCGCCAGGUGCUGGACUUGCUGGGAGACAAGGUGGGCGUGAAGGUGCCCCUCGUCGUCAAGAGAGCCAAUGGGAAGACAGUCGCACUCACUAUUGUCACAGAAGAGGCCACGCCUGACAUGUAA